AGGCGGGGAGGGCCCCAGCUCGCGGAUCGGGCGCAAGCUAGGGACUCUGGGCGGCUGUCCGUCCUCGCCUUCUGGUCUCCAUGCCUCGGCUGCGCCCUGGUCCGCAGCCAACUGCCCGCAAACUGUAGCCAUGACCGCCGUUGCCGUCCUCCGGAACGACUCUCUGCAAGCCUUCCUUCAGGACCGCACCCCCAGCGCCUCCCCGGACCUGGGCAAGCACUCACCCCUGGCGCUGCUAGCCGCCACUUGUAGCCGUAUCGGCCAGCCGGGCGCUGCUGCACCCCCGGACUUCCUGCAGGUGCCCUACGACUCAACGCUGGGCUCGCCUUCCAGGCUUUUUCACCCGUGGACCGCCGACAUGCCAGCGCACUCGCCGGGCGCACUGCCGCCCCCACACCCCAGCCUGGGGCUGACGCCGCAGAAAACGCACCUACAGCCGUCCUUCGGGGCGGCUCACGAGCUGCCGCUCACCCCCCCUGCUGACCCCUCGUACCCCUACGAGUUCUCACCGGUCAAGAUGCUGCCCUCCAGUAUGGCGGCGCUGCCCGCCAGCUGCGCGCCUGCCUACGUGCCCUACGCGGCCCAGGCCGCGCUGCCGCCCGGCUACUCCAACUUGCUGCCACCACCGCCACCCCCACCGCCUCCCACGUGCCGCCAGCUGUCCCCCAACCCGGCCCCCGACGACCUCCCAUGGUGGAGUAUCCCGCAGGCGGGCUCCGGUCCGGGGACCUCCGGGGUUCCGGGGGGCAGCCUGUCCGGCGCCUGUGCCGGUGGACCCCACGCGCCCCGCUUCCCUGCAUCAGCGGCCGCUGCUGCCGCCGCCGCUGCUGCAGCCCUGCAACGGGGCCUGGUGUUGGGCCCGUCGGACUUCGCGCAGUACCAGAGCCAGAUAGCGGCGCUGCUACAGACCAAGGCCCCCCUGGCGGCCACGGCCAGGAGGUGCCGCCGCUGCCGCUGCCCCAACUGCCAGGCGGCGGGCGGCGCCCCGGAGGCAGAGCCGGGCAAGAAGAAGCAGCACGUGUGCCACGUGCCAGGCUGUGGCAAGGUGUAUGGCAAGACGUCGCACCUGAAGGCGCACCUGCGCUGGCACACGGGCGAGCGGCCCUUCGUAUGCAACUGGCUCUUCUGCGGUAAAAGCUUCACGCGCUCGGAUGAGCUGCAGCGGCACCUGCGGACUCACACUGGCGAGAAACGCUUCUCCUGUCCGGAGUGCGGGAAGCGCUUCAUGCGUAGUGACCAUCUCGCCAAGCACGUCAAGACGCACCAGAAUAAGAAGCUCAAAGUCGCUGAGGCUGGGGUCAAGCGGGAGGAUGCGCGGGACCUGUGAGCCCACCCGGGAGCAACUCUAGGCCUUUCCCCGCCUCGGACUACCCAGCACCUCUUCAUGGAGGUGUUGGGGGCCUGAGGGGAGACCCGAGAGAUGCAUUUGCCCCAGCUGUCUGCCUCCCAAAGCGAUGCCAGGAUCCCAGCUUCCCUGGCCCGGCCCGCGGACAGGGACCCUGUGCCCAGAAGGAGCAGGGGAGGUAGGGUUGGGAGCUCUGCGGAAGGGUGGUUUCAAGCUCUGAACCAUUCCCACCGUCUGAGAGACCUACAGUUUUGGGGUGGGAGACCUCACCCUGGGCUGAUCUUGUAUAUAAGAAAGGCUGCUGAAUUAAAGUGGAAGAACCUUGGCAGAGUUGAAACAGUGCUGGGUUUUUUGUUAGGACAGGGCCGGGCUUUGUACAGGUUAUUUAAUAGCUUUGUUAAAGAAUAAUUAUAAUAAUUACAACAUUAAUAAAAAUGUUAACUUUUGUCCUCAGCUCCAUGCAGAGCUACAGCAUGAAAUGUCUAUGUAAAGCAAUCAGCAGUUGCAGCGUGAAAAU
Messenger RNA from Phyllostomus hastatus (greater spear-nosed bat), 1862 nucleotides. It is a transcript of the gene SP5, whose product is annotated as Sp5 transcription factor. Gene Ontology annotation, molecular function: DNA-binding transcription factor activity, RNA polymerase II-specific; RNA polymerase II cis-regulatory region sequence-specific DNA binding. The record is from RefSeq and is a predicted model, not a curated record. Gene Ontology annotation, biological process: regulation of transcription by RNA polymerase II. The transcript is spliced from 2 exons. Bases 131 to 1327 code for a protein of 398 amino acids. NCBI's taxonomy places the organism in Eukaryota, Metazoa, Chordata, Mammalia, Chiroptera, Phyllostomidae.